GAAUCUGUUGAACAGUGAGGAGGGCGAAUGGAUAUACUAAGGACUAUCGCGUAUCAGCCUGCAAACAACAAAAUGUGCGAGCACACGCGCAACAAAUCCUGCGAGAUUAAAAGAAAGAAAGCCGACGAGAGUGCUCUCGCUCCCCCGGAGAUGUCGCGGAUCGUCACAGACUCCACGACUGGGAAAUGUUAUUGCCGUGGAAAAGUUCUUGGAAAGGGUGGUUUUGCCAAAUGUUAUGAAUUUACAGACUUGACAACGAAUAAGUUGUAUGCUGCAAAAAUCAUUCCUCACACCCGCGUUUCCAAACCGCACCAACGGGAAAAGAUUGACAGAGAAAUCGAACUGCACAGAAUCCUUCACCACAAGCACGUCGUUCACUUUUUCCACCACUUCGAGGACAAAGACAAUAUUUACAUCCUGUUGGAAUACUGCAGCAGACGGUCUUUGGCUCACAUUCUGAAGGCACGCAAAGUACUGACGGAGCCGGAGGUUCGGUACUACCUCAGACAGAUCGUGUCUGGAAUGAAGUACCUCCACGAACAGGAGAUCCUGCACAGGGACCUGAAGCUAGGCAAUUUUUUCAUCAAUGAGUCCAUGGAGCUGAAAGUGGGUGACUUCGGUCUGGCUGCGAAGCUGGAGCCGCUUGAGAACAGGAGACGGACAAUCUGCGGCACCCCGAACUACCUGUCACCCGAGGUCCUGAACAAGCAAGGGCACGGCUGCGAAUCAGACAUUUGGGCUCUGGGCUGCGUCAUGUACACCAUGCUCCUGGGUAGGCCCCCGUUUGAGACCACCAACCUGAAGGAGACGUACAGGUGUAUCCGGGAAGCUCGCUACUCCAUGCCCACCUCCCUCUCUCCCUCGGCCAAGCUGCUCAUCUCCAGCAUGCUCUCAAAGGUCCCGGAGGACCGACCCAGUCUAGACGACAUCCUCAGACACGAUUUCUUCAUCCAGGGCUACACGCCAGAGCGCCUCUCCGUGUCCUGCUGUCACUCCGCGCCGGACUUCCACCUCUCCAGCCCCGCCAAGAACUUCUUCAAGAAGGCGGCGGCGGCCAUCUUUGGAACGAAGAAGGACAAGGCCAAGUACUGGGAAAGCCUGAAUAAACUCACCAAAGAGGAAGAGGAGCUGUUCAAGCUGCGUCACGAGCUGAAGAAGACCUCCAUUAGCCAGCAGCCCAGCAAGCCCGAGGACGCUAAGCCCGCGGCUGUUCCAGCGGGAAAGCCAGUCGUUCUGGGGAAGGAGAGCGGGAACAAGCAGCAGAUCCGCGACACCAUCCGGAUGAUCGUCCGCGGAACGCUGGGAAGCUCCACCAGCAGCAGUAGCGAAUGUCUUGAAGACAGCACCAUGGGCAGUGUGGCCGACACCGUCACCCGGGUGCUGCGAGGCUGCCUGGAGAACAUGCCGGAAGCCACCGACAUGCCGAAGGACACCCCCGGCUCGACCUUCCCGUGGGUGACCAAGUGGGUGGACUACUCCAACAAGUACGGCUUCGGCUACCAGCUGGCGGACCACAUCGUGGGCGUGCUCUUCAACAACGGCACGCACAUGAGCCUGCUCUCCGACAAGAGGACGGUGCAUUACUACGCUGAGCUGGGACAGUGCUCCGUCUUCUCCACAUCGGACGCUCCUGAACAGUUCGUCAACCAGGUCACCAUCCUCAAAUACUUCGCCCACUACAUGGAGGAGAACCUGAUGGAUGGUGGAGAUUUGCCAAGCGAACCCGAUGCCCACAAGCCCACGCUCUACCUGCUGCAGUGGCUGAAGUCGGACCGCGCGCUGAUGAUGCUCUUCAACGACGGCACCUUCCAGGUGAACUUCUACCACGACCACACCAAGAUCAUCCUGUGCAGCCAGAAGGAGGAGUGCCUGCUGACGUACAUCAACGAGGACCGCGUCUCGGCCACCUUCCGGCUCAGCGCCCUGCUGCUGACGGGGUGCUCGCCCGACCUGCGCUGCCGGCUGGAGUACGCCCUGAGCAUGCUUCAGCAGAGGAGCGGCUGAGCCGUCCGCCGGGGGGGACCCGUUUCAGGGACGGACCGCGCGCGGGCCCGAUUUUGUCCGGGGGACACAUUUUUCGAGGACGGACCUGAGGGCGGGUGCUCAUGAUGGGAGACCCGUUUUUCAGGGACGGGACCGCGCCUGAGGUUGCGCGGGGCCCGAUUUUGUCCGGGGGAAACAUUUUCAAGGACGGACUUGAGGGUGGGGCUCGUGGGGGAACCCCGUUUCAGGGACGGACCGCCUCAGGGUGUGGGGCCGAUUUUUGUCUGGGGACACAUUUCAAGGACGGACUUGAUCCAGUAGGAGGGAAGAGUGGAAUUGAUGAGUAAGAGGAUGAGCGUGGAAGGCUGAAAUUGAGUAGGGAUCAACGGGGGGGGAAGGAGGAACCAAAGGUUUUUCCCGGAUGUUUCCAAGGGGAAGAGUAGAAGGUAAAAGGAGAAGCAAUGCUGGGCUGGAACCAGAUGGACUUUUACAUGAAAUCCAACGGGAUGGUUACAAUUGUUAUUAUUGACAUCUUGCUUUGUUGAAGCAGUGCUGGACCAGUGGACACUGUUCUGUCCUUCUGACUGUGUGUGUGUGUGUGUGUGCGUGGGGAGGGAGUCUUCAGCAGUGUGUGGUGAUACUGUGUAGCUCUCUGUGGAGCAGAGUCAACUGUGAAUACAUUCCAUCAA
Conger conger (European conger) is the source of this 2672-nucleotide messenger RNA. RefSeq names its product serine/threonine-protein kinase PLK2-like. The record is from RefSeq and is a predicted model, not a curated record. The transcript has 14 exons. Gene Ontology annotation, cellular component: spindle pole; cytoplasm; centrosome. Lineage: Eukaryota; Metazoa; Chordata; Actinopteri; Anguilliformes; Congridae. Gene Ontology annotation, biological process: protein phosphorylation; mitotic cell cycle; regulation of cytokinesis. Gene Ontology annotation, molecular function: protein binding; protein serine/threonine kinase activity; ATP binding. The coding region runs from base 28 to 2004 and encodes 658 amino acids.